Pleuronectes platessa (European plaice) is the source of this 4618-nucleotide messenger RNA. RefSeq names its product eomesodermin homolog b (gene eomesb). Lineage: Eukaryota; Metazoa; Chordata; Actinopteri; Pleuronectiformes; Pleuronectidae. Gene Ontology annotation, biological process: CD8-positive, alpha-beta T cell differentiation involved in immune response; mesoderm formation; regulation of transcription by RNA polymerase II. Gene Ontology annotation, cellular component: nucleus. Gene Ontology annotation, molecular function: RNA polymerase II cis-regulatory region sequence-specific DNA binding; DNA-binding transcription factor activity, RNA polymerase II-specific. The transcript is spliced from 7 exons. The record is from RefSeq and is a predicted model, not a curated record. The coding region runs from base 2312 to 4135 and encodes 607 amino acids.
CUGGUUUUACCACCAGAGCAUGUGACCAUAUGUGUUUGUGUGUCGGAUGGAGGUUCGCUAAAUAAAGAAAGUGAACGCGCUGUACUUCUCCAAACUGACAUUCCUAAAACCUUGUAUUGAAUUUUAAGCUAAAUGGAACAUCAAGAUAUGGCCAAUAACUACAUGCCAACGUUUUUUAAACCAUAUCAGUUUAAUAUGAAGAUAAUGGAUGUAAAUGCUUGAGGAUUUUUUUUAAAGAGCUUCUUUACUGAACCAGUUGUGUCCAGGCUGCAUGUUUUGGAGUCUGGAGAUCUGUUUGCAGAAAAGGUUCUUUAAAGGACCUCUUGCUAAGGGGUUAUUUUUUAUUCUAUGGAAUCACUCCAAAGAUUUUUGGUUCCAGUUAGCACCUUUAUUGUUCUCUGUGUGCAUAACACACAUACAUUUAACAGAGUAAAUAGGACCCACUGCACACAGAUUGGUGAAUUCUUACUCUAGGUUCAUGACUUCUUGAGAUAAUCAAGCACUCAAUUAGUUUAUCAGUGCAAUCAGCAGAAAGUGUAUUAGCUUUAGACUGUUUGCUGUUCAAACAGUUUACCCAAACAGUUGAUUUGUCCUGUUUGAUGUGCGCUGUGUUUAUUUCAGAGGUGGGGACCUGCCUCACUAAUCCUCUCACUGUCUUUAUCAUGUAAACGCUCCACCAUGCAGCCGAGCAGCAGCAGCAGCUGAUCGCGUCUGGUCCUGCGAGGGGAGCGGGUCUCUAAGCUGCUGAAAGGUGAGCCAUUAACAUCAUGUGUAGUCUGAAACUGGUCUGCUUUGAACCCGAGGAGCUGGAGCUAUCGAAGAGGAAACAGUUUGGUAUGGGCCCAUUUAAAGUCUUUUGUGAUGAUACCUCCACUGUGUAUUCUGGUGACAAAUCAGCAGCAGUUAUACUCAGCACAGUGAUGUUAGUAUGUGAGAGUCAACUUGUUUACCUUCAUAUACAGAUAUUUCUGAUGAUAAAUAUAAUGUUCUCACUUUGUUUUGGUGUCACUGAAGAUAAGGGCAAAACAGUCUUAACUUAUUUCUCUCUUCAGCCCCUUCAGCAAUGACGUGAGGGAUCACUUUGAUUAUAUGUGGUGAGACUGCUCAGACUCUGAGUAGUUUUAGUCAAGAAAACUCAAUCUGUGAAGCUGUGGCAACACUAGGAAUGAAAAAUAAAGAAGUUUACUCCAUUUAAUGCCCUUAUUAUUUUCAGUGAGGUACAGUUUCUUAUUUCACAGUCGGCCACAUCUUACAACAUGUUAAAGGUAAAACACUGCAAUGGCUGAAGCGUGACAUGCAGGACUCUACUGUUUUGUUGCGUUGGAAAGUUUUUGGAGCUAAUUUUGUAACCGUAGAAAGACCAAAAAGUUGACCACAGGGCUGAGUACUAAAACUAUAUAUAUUGCUUUAACAAUAUAAUGAUUAUUGUGAUCAAAUUUCCAUCAAUAGAAAUAUAACAAAGGUUCAAAAAAACAGUUUAUAUCUAUCUUUGAAUUCAACAGAUAUAAUAAUUUGACAUUUAUUGUAAAAUUGAUCAAAAUGUCUUAUCUUGAUACACGUUUUGGACACUACGAAUUCAGAUCAGCUACUUCUCAGAUUCUUUCUCUCUUUGUGUUGAAUUUGGUUUCAUGCAGUUCUCUUCAAAGUCUUUGCACAGUAAUGAGAAUGAUCCAGGAUAUAUGACAACACGAGGCACUAUCAACUCACUGUUGAGUGGCACAUCCAGAGCCCAGACGAUGGGAAUAUUCCCUCCACUGAUGUCUCUGAUGGGAAGGAAACAGGUCACGGGUGGGCUGGGAUGCUACCUCGCCCUUUAUACACCUUGACUGUGAUGCCGAGGAUCCCCUGCCCCUCCCCUGGGGAGCAGAGGAAAGUCUGCUAAUAGGCUGCCAUCGGUGCGUCAUGGCCACAAGUAGAGAGCAGCGGUGAAAGCGGGAGUGCGCCUUUACGCACGGAUCAGUCCGCCUCCACAUGGCUCGGGUUUUUAUCUCCCAGCUGGCUCCCUCCUCGACCCCAAACACAACAUGAUGCCAUGUGCUGCUAAGGACUCAGCUCCGCAGGUCGUUGACGUUACCCGAGUUUUUAUUUAGUUUGAUAUAUUUUACAUGUGUGCGCGACUUGAACUUGACUUGUAAAGAGAAACGGGAAUAACAUCACUUGGAUUUAGACGAGACUGUGUGCAGUCGGGAGACACCUGAAAUAAAGUAGAUUCAGUGACUCUUGACAGGGAAGAAAAGUCCUCGGGCAAGAUUGGUGUCAACCGGGAUCAACGAGAGCAAUCGACCCCUGAGCCAAGACCAGAGAAGCAGCCAUGCUCGGCGGUGAAGGAGAGAGCAGCACCUUCUCUUCCACUAAGGAGGCAUCGGAUGAGAGGCGCAAGUCUCCAUCCGUGGAAGGAGAUGAUGUGACCGUCCGCAGCAGAUACCCGGAGCACGGGCUGGGUGCCGAGCGGUACUACAUCCCUCCAUCAGUGUCCAAACAAAGCCCGGAGACAGCAAGCCCCUGCUCCUUCAUCCCCUACACCCCCGGUGGGCCGGUUUACGCCCCGUCCGGCGCGGGCAGGUACCCCUCAUCCCUCCACCUGGGCUCCGUGUUGCCUCCCGCGGGGUUUUCUCCCUCCGCGACCGGCCGCAGUCACUUCAGCUCGGCCUACCAGCUCGGGCAGAGCCCCGGCUGCAUCUACCCGCCGUACGCCGGCUCCGGUUCGGCUCUCAGCAACAUGACUCUCCCGGCCACCGGCCCCGGGAUGAGGGCCCAGGUCUACCUCUGCAACCGGCCGCUGUGGUUCAAGUUCCACCGGCACCAGACGGAGAUGAUCAUCACCAAGCAGGGCAGACGGAUGUUCCCGUUCCUCAGCUUUAACAUCGCUGGUCUCAACCUGUCGGCGCAUUACAACGUGUUCGUGGAGGUGGUGCUGGCGGAUCCAAACCACUGGAGGUUUCAAGGUGGCAAGUGGGUCACCUGUGGGAAGGCGGACAACAGCAGCCAAGGUACCGAUCCAGGGAACAAAGUGUAUAUCCACCCAGAGUCUCCAAACACAGGGGCCCACUGGAUGAGACAAGAAAUCUCCUUCAGCAAACUGAAACUCACCAACAACAAAGGGACCAGUCACAGUACUUCACAGAUGGUCAUCAUGCAGUCGCUCCAUAAGUACCAGCCCAGGCUGCACAUCGUGGAGGUGACGGAGGAUGGAGCGGAGGACGUCAACAAUGACGGGAAAACUCAGAGCUUCACUUUUCCAGAGACGCAGUUUAUUGCUGUCACAGCCUACCAGAACACUGACAUCACACAGCUGAAGAUUGAUCACAACCCGUUUGCCAAAGGAUUCAGAGAUAAUUAUGAUUCGAUGUACACAGUUCCAGAGAACGACCGCCUCACCCCAUCUCCAACCGACUCUCCACGUGCCCACCAGAUUGUCCCAGGCGCCCGCUACACCAUGCAGCCCCUCUUCCAGGACCAGUUUGUCAACAACCUCCCGCAGAAUCGCUUCUACAACAGCGAGCGAGCAGUACCACAGACUAACAGCCUCCUCUCACCUCAGACUGAAGACGGAGCUUCGCAGAGGUGGUUUGUCACCUCCAUGCAACAAGGGGGAAACUGCACUGGCACCAGCAACAAGCUCGAUCUGACACCUUAUGAUGGUGAAUACUCCAGCUCCUUGCUUCCUUAUGGUAUCAAAUCACUGUCCAUGCAGACAUCCCACGCUCUCGGCUACUACCCAGACUCUCCUUUCAACGCCAUGUCUGCCGGGUGGGGGUCCAGGGCAGCAUAUCAGCGAAAGGUCACGACGGGUCUGCCUUGGUCUCCCAGACCCAGCCCCACUGCUGGUUUGCUAGAAGACUCAGACAAAGUUAAACAGAUACAGAUAGAGGAGGGCGUGAACGACGGCGGAGGCCUGAUCUCCUCUUGGACAGAGACACAGUCAUUAGCUCUUUCCCUCGACAAGGCUGAUUCUUACGCCAUGGCCUGCAAACGACGGCGUUUGUCUCUCAAUGGUCUGAGCACCGAGGACUCACCCUCUGACAUUAAGUGUGAGGACUUGGCCUCAGCUACCACCAACAGUAGCUCCUAUGGCAAGGACCCGCCUUCAUCCAAAGCCAUGGCAGCUUAUUAUUCCUUUUACACAAACCCUUAAAAAUAUGGCCUCAUGUUGUAGUUUUGGUUGUUCUUCAUCUGCCACAGUGAACAUAUUAUUCCGUUUUUGGGGACUUUGUGCACCCAGAAUUUGUCUCAGUGGUAAUAAAAGUACUUUUUUCCCGUCUGUGGUGACACAGGAAGCAUUAAGGACACAUUAAAAAAAAAGUGACACGUGCGUGUGAAUUGCCACUUUCAGUUAUGGGCUUAUUUUUUGAUCGCCUCAUGUAUGUAACUCUGCAGCUGCAAAUUUGAAGGUGCCAAAGCAAUCGUUAAAGUUUCCUCAUGGAAAAAAAAAAAAUCAUGUUAUGUGUUUGUUGCAUACAUCAUUGAAUUUGACUUCACACUGAAAUUUUGUGUUUACAGAUUAUUUAUUGAAGGCCUGUUGAUAUGAAUUCUGGGCACUGACAUGUGGGAAUGCUAUGCUAUAUGUACCUUCAUUGCAAUGUCCAGAUAUUUGAUAAUAAAAGGCAUACGUGUUGUA